This is a messenger RNA of Harmonia axyridis, 1286 nucleotides long. RefSeq names its product rRNA-processing protein fcf2. The transcript has a single exon. Gene Ontology annotation, biological process: RNA processing. Gene Ontology annotation, cellular component: nucleolus. Gene Ontology annotation, molecular function: RNA binding. The coding region runs from base 134 to 1075 and encodes 313 amino acids. The record is from RefSeq and is a predicted model, not a curated record. NCBI's taxonomy places the organism in Eukaryota, Metazoa, Arthropoda, Insecta, Coleoptera, Coccinellidae.
AUGACCAUAAUUUUUAGGUUAUUUAGUUUAACCUGUUUAUGAACUGUCUAACCUCAAUUGUGUAUCUUUAAUUCUUCGAAUUUAUAAAUUGUGUUAUUAGCUGGGAAGUGUACAAAAUAAGUGGGUAAUCAGAAUGGAUUUCGUUAUUGAUACAUAUGAAGAUUCAGAAGACGCCAAUUCAGAUGAUAAUCUCAAACCGUCGAGAAAUUCAAUGGAUUUUGAAUUUGUAACAGAUGAAGGGGAUGAAGAAGAUAUUCUUGAGAAUGAAGAAAGUGAAACUGAAGAAAAAUCGGAAGUAAGCAAUAUCAAAUCACCAAUAUUACAAAAAGAGGAAGAUUUAAAAAAGCAUCCUUUAGCUCAUUUAUUUGACGAGGUUGAACUGACAGUACCAAAGGUCCUUUCGAAAACAAAAAAAUCCUUUAUUGGAUUUGAUUCUAAUAAUAAGAAUGAAACUCUGGGAGAUGAGAAAAAUCAGAAAAGUAAGAAGAAGCCAGUUGAACCCCUAUCGAAAAAAUUACUAUCAGGACUUACUAACAACUUAAAAAAACAAAUUAUUCCUCUUUCAAUACAGAAUAAAAAAAAUAAUGAAAUCGAUAAACUCCUAGAAAAAUCAGAAUUACUUAAAACCAAUAUGUAUGAGGAGCCGGUAUUUUUCAGUAAUCCCAGGUUAUCCAAGAGAAAAGUUAAAAAACUGAAAAAAGAAGAGAAAGACAAAACCAAAGGUGAUAAGUGGUUCGGAUUGCCUGCAACUGAAGUAACAGAUGAAGUUAAAAGAGACUUGGAAGUGAUGCAAAUGCGUUCAGUGUUAGAUCCUAAGCAUUUCUACAAGAAAAAUCACAUGAAAGUAUUACCUAAAUACUUUCAAAUUGGUCAAGUUCAGGAUAGUCCUCUUGAUUAUUACAACAGCAGGUUAACAAAGAAAGAAAGGAAGAAAACUCUUGUAGAUGAAUUGAUGGCUGAUGCACAAUUUCAAAAAUAUAACAAAAAUAAGUAUGCCGAAAUAUUGAAAGAGAGACAGAAAACUAAUUAUAAAGAGUGGAGACAAGCAAAAAGGAAAAACAAUAAAAAGAAAUGAAUAUAUCUAUAAUUUGUUUUGUUUGAGACAUUUUUUUCAAAUUGGUAUGUUUUAAUAUUUCCUUCAAAAACAAAAUGCCAAACUUAAUGUCAAUUGAGAAGACUAUACAACACUCAAAAUCAAUUAUAUAACACUUUGUAAUUUUAUUUAUCAAUUGUUUGCUAGGAUUUUUCUUUAUCUAUUGGGUGAUAAUAAAUCAAAACUUUUUUAA